ACUUGAAAUUGAACUGAUUAAUUGAACAUCAAAAUACAUUAAUCAAAGUCAACAACGAUGCAGCAAUAUCAUAAUUUGCCCUACUAAUGUGCUUAAUUAGCUUAGGAAUUGCACAAGACAAUUCCGUUUAUUUACGUGUAAUAACAUGACGAAAUGUUAACUGCAGUGCAAAUCAUUCAUGACCGAUUUUGAGAUUCCAAUGAGAAAUGCCUUAAAAUCCGUGUACCCAAAUUGCGAGCACAAGACUUGUUGGUUUCACCUGACACAAGCAGCAAAAAAAAAACAUGUCGAAGUUGAGCGCACUCUCUAAGCUGAUCCAGAGAAAUGGAGAGGCCCGUACAAUUUACAAGAAAUUAUUAGCGUUGCCUUUGCUGCCAUCAGAUUUAAUAGUAGCGGCUUUUCAUAAGCUGAAGACACUUGCCCUAUCUAAAUUUAAACAAUUUCAAACGUAUCUGGCAUAUUUUGAGCGUCAAUGGCUUCGAAAGGAAGGAGCUGAAAAAAUUUCAGUGUAUGGGCUUAUCACGCGUACUCAAACUGCUGUAGAGGCGUACAAUGGAUAUCUCGGCCGAAAAAUCAUUUCCCAUGCGAACUUUUUUGUUCUUAUCAACGCCUUACGAGACGAAGAAUUUCACAAAAGUCGCGAGUUUGGGUUACUGUUCACAACUGCAAACCCUCCAUUGCAACGACGCUACUAUCGUCUUCGCGACGAGAAAAUUAGUAAAAUGGAUGAAAUGUUGAACAGUAAGCAAAUCGAUGUUGACGGAUUUUUGAAUGGAGUUACAUGCCCUGAUAACAACAUUUUUAGCGACGAGCAUUUCUAUUUCGGUUAUGAGGGGAUAUCAGAUGGUGAAGAUGAAGAAACCGAGCCAGUUGCAUCCAUUUCAUCCGACACAGGAAGUUCUGUAAUCUCAGGCAAGACCUGUGUAAUUUGUCUUGAAGCAACAAGCGAUGUGCUUCUUUCGUGUGGGCAUUUUAAAUAUUGUUUAAAGUGCUUUGAAAUGGAACAAAAAUAUUUUAAUGAUAAAUUGGUUGAAUUCGAGUUGGGCCGACGGGAUAUUGAGCCAAAAUUUAAAUGUCCAUUAUGCCAACAAAUCAUAAAAAGCCAUAUGCAUAAAAAUGUAUGGGGAAAUUGUGGCCAUUAA
Molecule: messenger RNA, 1142 nt
Organism: Contarinia nasturtii (swede midge)
Lineage: Eukaryota; Metazoa; Arthropoda; Insecta; Diptera; Cecidomyiidae
Exons: 4
Coding region: 285-1142 (285 amino acids)
Source: RefSeq, a predicted model, not a curated record